AUGAGAAACAUUAAGUUAAAGUAUCUGAAGGUUAGAGUAUCAGACUGGGGUAGCUGGAAGAAGAAGCUGAGCUGCAUCACCACCUGCACUCUGUCUAGCAACCCCACUUACAUCUGGUACAAGAACGGACAGCGUGUUACUGACCGUUAUAUAAAUGAACUUGAUGUCAAAAGUGAGGAACCAGGCAGCUACUCCUGUGCUGUAAGAGGACACGAGGAGCUUCGCUCUCCUGCUGUCUGUGUUUUAGAUGAGAAGAGCUGCUGGAGUGUGACGUACUCCACCCAGAAUAUCUGCUCUCUGAUUGGAUCAUCAGUGGACAUACACAGUUAUUACACCUUCCCUGAUCAUUACAAGGUCACAAAAGUGUUCUGGUUCAUUAAAGAGCAGGCUGGUGAUGAACCUGUGGAUGUGAGAGAGGAUGAGGAGUAUCAGGGCCGAGUGCAGUACACACAGAUCUCCCAGAAUAACUGUAGACUGAGAAUCACUAACCUGAGAGAGAGAGACGCUCAAACAUACAGAUUCAGAUUCUACACUGAUGUUGGUAAAUACACCGGUGAUCCUGGAGUCUCUCUGUCUGUCACAGAUCUGAAGGUUAGAGUAUCAGACUGGUACACCAAGAACAGCAAGAAUCUGAGCUGCAUCACCACCUGCACUCUGUCUAACAACCCCACUUACAUCUGGUACAAGAACGGACAGCCUGUUACUGACUGGUACAGAAAUUAUCUGUAUGUCACUAGUGAGGAAUCAGGCAGCUACUCCUGUGCUGUAAGAGGACGCGAGGAGCUUCGCUCUCCUGCUGUCUAUUCCCCUAAAAACACCAGCGCAGUGGUUCUUUCCUCUGGAGACACAGUGGAGGGGGGUUCAGUGACUCUGAGCUGUAGCAGUGAUGCAAACCCUCCUGUUCUCACCUACUCCUGGUUUAAACAGAGAUCAGCUGCAGACACCCUGCUGACAACAGGCCAGAAUUACAGCAUCAGCAACAUCAGCUCCCAGCACAGCGGACUGUACUACUGCACUGCUCACAACCAGCUGGGACAGCACAACUCUACACCGACACUCCUGGAUGUGUUAUAUCUCCCUAAAAACACCAGAGCAGUGAUUCUUUCCUCUGGAGACACAGAGGAGGGGGAUUCAGUGACUCUGAGCUGUAGCAGUGAUGCAAACCCUCCUGUUCUCACCUACUCCUGGUUUAAACAGAGAGCAGCUGCAGACACACUGCUGACAACAGGCCAGAAUUACAGCAUCAGCAACAUCAGCUCCCAGCACAGCGGACUGUACUACUGCACUGCUCACAACCGGUUGGGACAGCACAACUCUACACCCACACUCCUGGAUGUGUUAUACUCCCCCCGAAACACGUCUGUGACUGUCGUUCCAUCCGUGUCUGGAGACUUGGUCACACUAUUGUGUAGAAGUGACUCCAACCCCAACAGCUCUUACACCUGGUACAAGAAAACAGAAGGAGAUGUGAUACUGAUUGAAAAUGGCACCAAUUUAACUUUAUCCUCGAGAGCAGAUGGAUUUUACUACUGUACAGCAAGCAAUGGAUUUGGAUCAUCCAAUUCAUCAGAAUGGCCAUGUACAUCAGAUAACAGAGCUGUAAAAUAUGCAGGUUCGGGAGUCGCUGUCGGUUUGGUUCUGUUAUUCAUGGUUGUCAUUCUGUGGAUGAGGAAAAGCGGACCAGCAUACAGUAACAGGAGUGAGGAGUACAGCAAGAACGACUCUUCUCCUGUGUAUGGUAACGUCUCAGUUAUGACCUCUGACCCCACACAAACAGAUCAGGACAACGUUCAGUACUCCAGCGUUUAUUUCACACAAACGCACACACAGGAAGUGCCUCUCUACUCGACGGUUCAACUGCCAAAGGCUCUCAAUCAGAAAGAGGACGUAGUAUAUGCCACAGUGAACCUCGUCAAAUCAAGAGCUGUUCGGGAGGACGAAAUCUACAACAAUCUGAAGUCCAAGAGUAAGAACUGACCACAAAAUUCAACGUCUGCAACAUGUGUUAAAAAAAGGUCCAGAUACUCUUUUUUCCCCCGUAAGAUAUAAAUAAGUCAAUUAUGAACACAUCCUUAAUCACAGAUUGAACUGAUGUUUAGCAAGUUAGUGUAAAUGCAUUGUUCAUUCAUUGUUAAUUAUUUUUUAUUUGAUGCUUUGUGAGGCUUUUUGUGUGCUUGCAUGUUUAUCCUUUGUUGUGUGAUUACAGUAUUGUUCCAUUUUUAUUGCUGAAUUACACACAGAUGCUCAUUUUAAUAAAAAAAAUAUUUAUAUAA
Ictalurus punctatus (channel catfish) is the source of this 2273-nucleotide messenger RNA. Its product is annotated as B-cell receptor CD22. The transcript has 11 exons. Bases 1 to 1977 code for a protein of 658 amino acids. The record is from RefSeq and is a predicted model, not a curated record. Lineage: Eukaryota; Metazoa; Chordata; Actinopteri; Siluriformes; Ictaluridae.